AUGCCGGAAGCAGCAGCAACAACAACAGCAGCAGCAACAACAGCUGCUGCAGCAGCUGCAGCAGCAGCUACGGCAAGAGCUGCUGCAUGGGGUAUCUACUUCUUCAUCGGGAGACCCUUCAGUCUUACAUGCGUCUUCGCUGCUAUAGCAUUCAGUGCUUUUACCCCUGCCGACGCGCUGCAGCUGAAACAUCAGCAGCCAGCAGCAAGUGCUACUCUCCCUGCGGCCUGGGUCUCACAAGGCUAUGGCCGUCUCAUGGGGAUCUCAACGCGGGCCUCCUUGGCAGACAACAGAGGAGAUGCCCUUUCCUUACUCAGACGCCGGCCUGCCGCAGUUGCAGCAGCCGGGACUGCUGCAAAUGCGGCCUUAAUGACUGCGGCGGAAGCGGCUGAUACUGCAGCCAUCGCCGCAGCAAAAGCAGCGACAGCAGCCAAAACAACCACGUCGUCUUUGUUCCCCUAUGGGUUGCCCCCUGCUCUUUCCCCCCAGUCAGCAGCAAGCCCCAAAACUGCAGCGGCACUGGACGAGGCAAAGGAGGUCAUAGAAAGGGAGAUGUGGCGCCUGUACUAUACACAGCAGCAACAACCGCAGCAGAAGCAGCAAAAGCUGCUCUCUGCACAGCAGGUGGAACAGCUCAUUGGAUUUUCGAGGGACUUCUGCAACUCUGCGAAAAUCUCCGGCAAAGCGAAUGCUGUAGAAUGCGUCGUUAAGCUGCUAAGCGUGCUACAGCAAUGCAUGCGGUGUUCAUCGUAUGUAUUUUCAGCGUUCAGCGCGGCGCAGAAAAGCCCCAUGGACUUUACUGAGUGGUCAUUGUCCAUUUGGGAGCCUCUUAUAGAUCUGGAAAACAGCAAGCUGCAUGUCUCUGAAGAGACUCUGCUUAGGUUAUCUCGGCACCUGAGGUCUGGGGGCAACGCCGUCCUACUCUCAAAUCACCAGACUGAGCCGGACCCUCUCUUAGCGCGGCUUCUAUUCCGCAAAAGAGGAUUUAAUGAUCUUUAUGAGGCGCUUACUGCCGUAGCUGGCUACAGGGUACGCUCGGACUUACUGUCAGUGCCGUUUUCAAUGAGCUGCGACAUGAUUUGUGUGCACUCAAAGAAACACCUGUCCUCUGGUGCCGACGGGCUGGAGCAGCAGCGGCGAGAGAACGUGCAGGCCAUGCAGGCGUUGCAACACCUGCUGGAGAAAGGAGGCAGUCUGAUAUGGGUAGCCCCCAGCGGGGGUCGUGAUAGGGCCAAUCAGCAAGGGGUGUACGCACAACCGGACCCUUUCGAUGCAAAAACCGUCCAGACCUUUUCUCUCUUUGCAAAGCGCGCCCGAGAUUCCUCAGGCCACAAGACCCUCUUCUUCCCUAUGGCCGUCUAUACAGCGCCUAUCUGCCCUCCUCCUAAAGAGGUUGCAAAGGAGCUGGGGGAGACGCGGAGUUGCAACUAUUCCCCCAUAGGGCUGGCCAUAGGGGAGCCCUUGGAGGCCGACUUGUCUUCAAGCCUACUGACUGCCAAGGCGGAAGAACAGACAAGAGCCCUUUACUCCGCAGUGUCAUCUUUCCCUUCCUGA
Eimeria necatrix is the source of this 1554-nucleotide messenger RNA. RefSeq names its product glycerol-3-phosphate acyltransferase, putative. Gene Ontology annotation, biological process: glycerophospholipid metabolic process. Lineage: Eukaryota; Apicomplexa; Conoidasida; Eucoccidiorida; Eimeriidae. The record is from RefSeq and is a predicted model, not a curated record. Gene Ontology annotation, molecular function: glycerol-3-phosphate O-acyltransferase activity. The coding region runs from base 1 to 1554 and encodes 517 amino acids. The transcript has 5 exons.